Lolium perenne is the source of this 2637-nucleotide messenger RNA. RefSeq lists its product as uncharacterized. The record is from RefSeq and is a predicted model, not a curated record. Gene Ontology annotation, molecular function: RNA binding; metal ion binding. Lineage: Eukaryota; Viridiplantae; Streptophyta; Magnoliopsida; Poales; Poaceae.
UAAAGUUGAACCACCGAGGAGAGUGACUCAGGUCUACCAGUGUCAAUCCCGGCCGCCACACCAUUCUUCCCCUUGCUCACACGACGGGACUGCCGCCACCAUCGCCCUUCUCUUUUCUUCACCAAGCUCCAUCGCCCCGAGCAUCUCCAAUGCCGUUUCUCUCUCCUCCACCAAGUCCGCUCCAGACUGGGCAUCCCCACCGCCUCACGGCGCCCACUCCACGCUGCCAUCUCCGCGCCGAGAUUGGACGCCGCCUCCCGGAAAAUCAAGUCCGGCGGCGUCCAUGUCGACACCACGACGGCGAAUGCCGGGGUGGCCUCCCAUCCUCUCUUUCUCCGCCUCUCACUGCAGCGGAGGAAGCCAUGGGCCCAGAUCCAGGCCCAACACGAUAUUGGUCCAGGCCAAACCCGAUAUGGCCCAGGCCCAAGUCAGAUUACCGGCCUGCCCACUUCAACCCCACCAUCCUUUCGAAGAGGCAAGGUUGCGCGGGCGCUAUAUAGCACCGCCUCUUCUUCUCCGUAUCCGUCGUCUUCUCCGGUGUGCUGAAAGAAACCUUCCGGCGUCCUAAAACCAGGAAACAGGAAAUGGAUCGUGAAGAAUGUCGGCAGGCGCUACUGACUCGAGUUCUGGGACUUCAGAUGCUUAACCGAUGGGGUGCAGAAGAAAUUGUUCACCGCAUCUUCAACGUACUUACACUUGAAAAUAUCAGGCUGUAUGUGAAUGCACCGGCUGCAGACAUACGCACCCUGAUUGUCAGGAUGGAGUCUGAGUUGCUGCCCAGGGCUCCAUCACCAGGGUCUGAGUUCCCGCCCCCCUCUUGGGCCCCUCAGGGUCAGGCUCUUCCUGCUGAUCAAAUCGGAACUUCGCAGCUCCCUGGUUCAUCAAGCGUCUCAGAUGAUGGAAUGCGUGAUUUCCUGGACCCCUCUUGGAACUCCCAGGGUCAGUCAAGCAGCACUUCUGUGGCGGUCCAGUCUGCCCACACUGGUCAAACUGAAACUUCACAGCUCCCUGGCUUCUCAAGUGUCCCAGACGAUGGAGUGCGUGAUUCUCUGCACCCCUCUUGUUACUCUCAGGCUCAGUCAAGCGGCACUUCUGUGGGGACCCAGUCUGCCCAGGCUGGUCAGCAUUCACAAUUGUCAAGUGUCCCAGGGUGCUCAAAUGUCACUGGAUGUCCUCCCAGUAGCUCAAGGCAGUGGCCUGACACCUGCCGCGUCUACAUCUCUACACGUGGACUUUGCCCGAUGGGUUUAAGUUGUGGUUUCUCUCAUGGAUUUGGGUCAUCAGGAAAAUUUGAGAUGGAAAUCAGGGGAAUUCUGCUGCAGAUGGGAAGACCAGUUUUCAUAGGGGAGGUGCCAAGGUUGUACUUCCUUCUGUACCAAAAGGAUCUGCCAGUGGGAUCUGUUUUGGAUCCUUGGGCCCUACCAAUGUUGCUUCGGGCUCUGCAUACAGUUUGUUGGAUUCCUGACAGGCCUCGAAAUUUUCUAGUCCUGGUGGAACAUUCGCAGGCAUACCUGAAUUACCCUAAUCAUCUACGUAACUCGGGAGUGUUGGGCCCUAACUUGAUUUAUAUCAGAUUCUCUGCUGAAAGCAGAUCCAUUUGCACAGGAUUAAAUGUUUCUGAAUAUUUCAGCAAUUACGGGCCUGUCAUGUCUGUGAGCAUUCCUCGUGAACGCUCAUUUGGUUUUGUGAGAUUCCAGUAUCCCGAGACAGUAACGCUACUAUUAUCAGACUGGAACCCUCAGAUCCCUCACUUCAUCUUGGGAGAACCAGUUCGUGUCUACCGUUAUAUCCCCAAGCCAGAAGCCAAACUAAAGAACUCUGCAGGGAACCAUGGGCUAGAAAAUGGGCGUGCACCAGAAAUGGCUCUACCACUAGCUCAUAACCAACCUUCUCACUCUCAGAUGGAAAUCGGUCCUCUAGAAGGUGGAGAUGCGACAGGAUCAUCUUACGGAGAUUCAGCAGAUCACAGCCAACCUUCUCACUCUCAAGUGGAAAUAAAUCCUCCAGAAGCUGGACAAGUGCCGAAUGGCUUGGAGAUAAAUCCUGUAGAAGGUGGACAAGUGGCAGGUGGCUUGGGCGAAGAGGCAGCAGAUGAACAGAUUGCUGAUGAGAUCGUCCCAGCUCUUCCAGGUUUUCCAGAUGUCGGUUGUUUCUACAAGCAGACCUGACCAGCCAGCAGAGCAAGUGCAGUCAUUAGAAAUGCAUUCUCCUUCAGAUGCUGUUGAUUAGAUAGAUAUACUCUACACGACAUAUUGUAGAUUAGACGUGGUAUACUUCAGGCGCAGGAAAGCUUCAGUACGUUACGCUGAAGCCAUAUUAUAGUGGAUCGCAAGCACUUUUGUGGUUUCCUGUAGAUCAUAUAAACCAACUCCAGAUACAGUAACGUCAACAUUGGCAAUUUUGUACAUCCGAAGGAAGCAUUUUCCUUGACUGUCUGAUUUUGGGGCCAUUCCCCUGCUGAUACAUCUAAGCAUCCUUGUAAUUCUACUCUACAGAAGAGUAUUUUUGGUAGUUAACAGCAAAGCAGAAAAGAUUUGGUGCAUGCAUAUGACACCGAGAGUAUAGUCGUAUAGGCAUACAGAUCAUACAUGCAUGUUUCAUUUGGGGAAUAUAAGGAAGUAUCCGAGCUUUGGUUAA